Messenger RNA from Hydatigera taeniaeformis, 1086 nucleotides. The record is from the annotation of a GenBank genome assembly. Lineage: Eukaryota; Metazoa; Platyhelminthes; Cestoda; Cyclophyllidea; Taeniidae.
AUGGAGAUGCGCCGUUCUUCGCAUCAUAUUUUGUCACCUGAGUCCACGGAAUCUACCGUUGUGGGUCCUAGUAACGGUCGAGCCGACGAUAGCACUCGUGAUAUCUUCGCUUCAUUCACAACUGACCCAAAUCUCAGUAAUAUUGUGGAAGAAAUUCACGACAUUGCUUCGAGGAAGAAAAAACAGUCCGGAUAUAGUGGUACUAAAACUGCAAGGGGAAAGAGACAGAACACCAAGUAUAAACCAAAGACAGCUGACAGAAGCUUAGUUUUGAGAGCACGUGGGAAUGUUCGAAGAAGUCAAGCUUCGGUUACGCGAAGAACACCAGGGCAUAAGAGGAAGAGGGGAAAGCGUCUGCACAUCACAUCUCAAAAGAGGAUUCGGAACUCUUCGGUGGGUUUGAUUCUACCGUCCACGAGUAACCAUUCUGGGCGCAUGGCACGACGUAGCAAUCUAAAACUACCCACUCCAAAGCUUUCGAUACUGGGAAAUGAGUUGGAUUGCGGACCGGGGCCGUGCUCCUCCAAUGGCAAUAGUAUCAGCAAUUCUGCCUCUUCUGUGGGGCUUUUGAGCCGUCUUGAGGCCGCCCAAUCCUCCCUAUUUCAAUUUCGCAUUUCAAAUAUGCACGUGAAUCCGGAUAACUCUAUCUCCCCGACUGAAAUUGCGCCUUUACCCCAGUCCAAGCACUCAAAGACUGCGUCGGGGCUAAUCUCUGAGCAGGCUCCACCUCAGCUCUGCCUGACUACGAAUAUUGAUGAACCACAGACUAUUCCGUCUUCGGGGCUGCCAGUCUCGAACCCUGGUAAAUCGCUGACUCCGUCGGAGGAGGUAUCAGCCAAACCCUCCACCUCUAAUACUUCUCUCCAUUCCACGUGGACCUCGGAAGCAGCUCUACGUGUCCGCGCUUUACUGGUUACACACCUACUUCGGACUCAUCCCUCACUGACUGAUAAGACUACGAAGAUGCGUCUCAUACAGAGGACUCUAUCUAAGAUUCUCUCGAAAAAGCCGAAUCGUGUGACUGAGGAGAAGAUGAAGAAAUUAGUCGACGACUACGUGGAAUUUUAUCGUCGCAAUCCCUUGUAG